CGUUCCGCACGUUUCCGGAACUAUUUUCCACUUUUCCAGGUUUUCCAGACAAAUUCGCAACAUACAACAUAAUGAGCGACGAUUACUUAAGUAAACCACUCUCCUUUGGAUCAGCACAGCCAUCAUCAGCAGGCAUCGUAUCAAGCCCACAGUUGCAACCUUUGUCGCCGUACCUAAACUACGAUGCCCGAUACCUCCAAGCGCAACCCGAAUUCAUUUUCCCCGAAGGUGCUUCCAAGCAACGGGGAAGAUUCGAACUCGCUUUCUCGCAGAUUGGUUCCUCAGCGAUGAUAGGAGCCUGCAUUGGUGGGGCCGGUGGGUUGUACAACGGUAUCAAUGCAACACGGCUGGCUAAUCAAAGUGGAAAAUUGCGUCGAACACAAUUGUUGAAUCACGUCAUGAAGCAAGGAGCAGCGACCGCCAACACCUUCGGUACGAUAGCGGUAAUGUAUUCCGCCUUUGGUGUCGUAUUGCAAUAUGCGCGGGGUGAGGACGACGAAAUCAAUACAAUCGCCGCUGGAGGUGCCACUGGAUUGCUCUACAAAUCCACAGCUGGACUACGGAAGUGUGCAAUCGGUGGAGGUAUCGGGUUGGCGCUAACGUCCUUGUAUGUGCUGUGGAGUGUGGCUGGCGGUGGAUCGAAAAAGUUAAGCGAUCUUAAGUCACAGUACUUGUAAUAAUCCCAAGUCAGCUAAAGAAUCUACUGUUAAGUUA
Messenger RNA from Anopheles maculipalpis, 714 nucleotides. It is a transcript of the gene Tim23, whose product is annotated as mitochondrial import inner membrane translocase subunit Tim23. The record is from RefSeq and is a predicted model, not a curated record. Gene Ontology annotation, cellular component: TIM23 mitochondrial import inner membrane translocase complex; mitochondrial inner membrane. Gene Ontology annotation, molecular function: transmembrane protein transporter activity. Gene Ontology annotation, biological process: protein import into mitochondrial matrix. NCBI's taxonomy places the organism in Eukaryota, Metazoa, Arthropoda, Insecta, Diptera, Culicidae. Bases 72 to 677 code for a protein of 201 amino acids. The transcript is spliced from 3 exons.